AGAACGUUGAAUUUUCCACCGACACGGCUCUAUUACGGAUCGCUUGCGAUUGGAGUCGAUUAUGGCUCCCCCGAACUCACGAAACGGCAAACAUGCGAAAUCUCGAGAUGCGUCGUUGAAACGCAAGCGGGGACAGGAGGAUUUGUCCACCCUCGUCCAGAAGGUCGAGGAUCUCGAUAUCAAAGAGACCUUCAAGUCCUUCUCCGACAUUCCUCUUUCCGAACCGACCGCUUCCGGCCUGGAGGCGUCCCAUUUCAAGGCCCUGACCGAUAUUCAGUCUCGUGCGAUCCCCCAUGCGCUGAAAGGCCGGGACAUCCUGGGUGCCGCAAAGACCGGCAGCGGCAAGACCUUGGCCUUCAUUAUCCCCGUUCUCGAAAACCUUUAUCGCCGGCAAUGGGCGGAACACGAUGGUCUGGGGGCAUUGAUCUUGUCUCCUACGCGCGAGUUGGCCAUUCAGAUCUUCGAGGUCCUGCGCAAGGUCGGCCGCUUCCACGGCUUUUCGGCCGGCUUGAUCAUUGGUGGAAAGAGCCUACGGGAGGAGCAGGAUAGACUGGGACGGAUGAAUAUCUUAGUCUGCACGCCCGGUCGCAUGCUUCAACAUCUGGACCAGACGGCUAUGUUUGACACCUUCAACCUGCAGAUGCUCGUCCUGGACGAGGCCGAUCGCAUUAUGGACAUGGGUUUCCAGAAGACCGUGGAUGCGAUCGUCGGCCAUCUUCCGAACGAGCGACAGACCAUGCUAUUCAGUGCGACCCAAACCAAGAAGGUGUCUGACCUGGCCCGGUUGAGCCUGCAGGACCCCGAGUACGUCGCGGUUCACAAUACGGCGGAGUCAGCAACCCCUUCCACGCUUCAGCAGCACUACGUGGUCACGCCGCUGCACAACAAGCUUGACGUCCUUUGGAGCUUCAUCCGGAGCAACCUCAAGUCGAAAACGAUCGUCUUCCUCUCGUCGGGCAAACAGGUGCGCUUUGUGUACGAGUCCUUCCGACGGCUCCAGCCUGGUAUCCCGUUGAUGCACCUCCACGGCCGACAGAAGCAAGGCGGGCGACUCGACAUCACCUCCAAAUACUCCCAAGCCAAGCACGCCGUUCUCUUUUCCACCGACAUUGCCGCCCGCGGUCUCGACUUCCCGGCGGUCGACUGGGUCAUCCAAAUGGACUGCCCCGAAGACGCCGACACCUAUAUCCACCGCGUGGGCCGGACGGCGCGGUAUGAGCGGAACGGUCGCGCCGUCAUGUUUCUGGACCCUAGCGAGGAGAAAGGGAUGCUGGCACGUCUGGAGCAGAAGAAGGUGCCCGUCGAGCGGAUCAACGUCAAAGCGAACAAGCAGCAGAGCAUCAAAAACCAACUGCAGAGCAUGUGUUUCAAGGAUCCCGAGCUCAAGUACCUGGGCCAGAAGGCCUUCAUCUCCUACGCCAAGUCGGUGUACGUGCAGAAGGACAAGGAGAUUUUCAACAUCAAGGCGAUGAAGCUGGACGAGUUUGCGUCGAGCAUGGGUCUGCCUGGUGCCCCUCGCAUCAAGUUCAUCAAGGGCGACGAUACGAAGGAGCGGAAGAACGCCCCGCGGGCCGCCGCGAACCUGUCCAGCGACGAUGGGGACUCGGACGGUGGCGAGGGGAAGAAGAAGAAGGCGCCGAAGGAGGAGAAACAGGUGCGGACCAAGUACGACCGAAUGUUCGAGCGACAGAACCAGGACGUGUUGGCCGACCAUUACCACAAGCUUAUCAAUGACGAUGGCACGAUGGUUGGCGCGGCGAAGGGCCCUGGUGAUGGCGAGGAUGAGGACGACUUCCUUUCGGUGAAACGCCGGUACGAGGCUGGAGACGAGGACCUCGGCGUGGCAAGCGGCUCCGACGAGGAUGCCUCCGACGAGGAUGCCUCCGACAAGGACAUCAAGACGGUACAUAUUGACGGCAAGAGUGAGCUGACGAUCGACUCGAAGCGUCGCGAGAAGCUGCUCAAGUCCAAGAAGAAGCUCCUGAAAUUCAAGGGCAAGGGCAAGAAGCUGGUGUACGACGAAGACGGCAAUGCGCACGAGGUUUACGAACUGGAAGACGAGGAACAGUUCCGGGCCAAGGGCGACGCCAAGGAGCAGCAGGCACGGUUCCUGGAGCAGGAGACCGAGCGGGCGCGGCAGGCCGAUCUGGAGGACAAGGCGGUCGCCAAGCAGAAGAAGCGCGAGAAGAAGGAGAAGCGCAAGGCUCGCGAGCGGGAGGAGCUCUACUCCGACGACGAGGGCGAGGAGGUCGUGGCCCAACUGGCCCCCUACGAGGAGAGCGAGGGGUCGGCAUCGGAGGACGACAGCCGUCGUCCCAGCAAGCGCACCAAGGUGCAGCGCCACGAGUCGGACGAGAGCGAGGACGAGCCCCGGCCCAAGAAGGACUACCGGAGAAGCACCACUCGUCCCGCCCAGGAAGCCCCCCAGAUCCAGACCCUGGAAGAUCUGGAAUCGUUGGCGACUGGAUUGUUGGGAUGAAGCAUGGGAUGGGGCAUUUCUGCAUAGUCGCCCGUGGAUUGAACACGGUCGUUCGAUUUUGUCUUUCUUGUCUAUCAUAUCCUUACCAUUUUUCUUCUCUUUUUUGUUUUCUAGUUCUC
Aspergillus candidus is the source of this 2598-nucleotide messenger RNA. It is a transcript of the gene dbp4, whose product is annotated as RNA-dependent ATPase HCA4. Gene Ontology annotation, cellular component: nucleus. The record is from RefSeq and is a predicted model, not a curated record. The transcript has a single exon. Gene Ontology annotation, molecular function: RNA helicase activity; nucleic acid binding; ATP binding. Gene Ontology annotation, biological process: rRNA processing. Lineage: Eukaryota; Fungi; Ascomycota; Eurotiomycetes; Eurotiales; Aspergillaceae. The coding region runs from base 62 to 2479 and encodes 805 amino acids.